AUGGGGGAAAUUAUUUUGGAUUUCCAGGAUGGGCCCCAUAAAAUCCAGACAGUACUUAUAAGAGUAAUCAACAGAAAAAGCACUCUCCGUUCUUCAUCUGUAGAAUUAGAUGGUUCCUACUUGAAUGUAGCCAAACUACAAACCUAUCAAACCAAGCAAAGGCCUAAGUCUGCAAACCAGGACUCAACUUCAGAAUCCCUUAUGGAAUUUAGGAAUAAUUCUUUGAAAUCAGUAACCCUUCAUCAUCCCAAAGAGGGUCUAGACAGGGUGCCAUCAGAGACCAGAACAUGUGCUUAUGAAUCUUCAGGGAGAAAACUAGCAGAAACACUCACAACAGAGAAAGCUGCACCAGAAGAAUUAAAGACAAAGGAAUGUCCACACAUUAAGCCUACUCCAUCCAGUCAGUAUUGUGGUCAUACACUUUCUGAAAAUGAAGAUCAUGUUCAUGAAAGCCAUUCUACAAACAUGGCCUCUCGAUAUUCCAAGACCCAGCCAGAAUCAUGCAGUUAUUGUGGGCUUCCUUGGGAAUCCCUUGCGCAUGGCGGAGGGGCACUGCAACCUAGUGAAACUGAUGUAAAAAAGCAGCUCUCAGAAGAUAGAAGGAAACAACUGAUGUUUCAGAAAAUGGAACUGGAAAUUGAAAAGGAUCGCCUUCAGCAUUUGCUGGCUCAGCAGGAGACAAAGCUUCUUCUGAAACAGCAGCAGCUUCACCAGUCUCGACUGGAUUACAAUUGUUUGUUAAAGUCAAAAUGUGAUGGAUGGCUUCCUGGAACCUCAUCAUCCUUUAAAAAGUACCAAGGCUCCCCAAACAGUAAAGAGAAUAGGAGAGAGAAGACAGUCGGGUUUCAGUCACAUGUAGAUAAUGCCCGGUGGACAUGUCAAAAAAAAGAUACAUGUAAACCCCAAAAAGGGACAAUGACAGAGGUUAGAAAAGAUGCAUCCACCUCUCCUAUGCCAACAGGAAGCCAAAAGGAACUUGGAACCACAGCCUCAUCGUCAUCUCAAUACAACACCUCCCGGUAUGAGGCGUCUCUGUUGGAUUUGGUCCAGUCUCUGAGCCCAAACUCUGCUCCCAAACCUCACCCCCAUCCCUCUAGAGAAGUUGGUGCCUGGAACCGCAGUGCUUUCCGACACAGUCCUCAAAAAUCAACCUGGAAGAAGAUGGGGACUUGUACAACUCCUGAAGACUUGGAGGAGCAUCAGAUUCUGGAAGAUAUAUUUUUCAUUUAA
Castor canadensis (American beaver) is the source of this 1230-nucleotide messenger RNA. The record is from RefSeq and is a predicted model, not a curated record. NCBI's taxonomy places the organism in Eukaryota, Metazoa, Chordata, Mammalia, Rodentia, Castoridae.